CCCCUUCUCCCACAGCACGUAGUCUGCUUGAUUUCACUUUUCAUUUCACACACCCCCCCUCCUCUGUGAUCCACCCAGCCAGCCAGGAGACUCCCCAUUGCACACUGCGAUGCUGGAACACCACCGCUUCUCCAGCUUUCACAUACAAUAAAAGAUAUUGUCCGAUUAUCCACAAAUAUCGCUCGUUUGCACGUAGGCAUACAUCGUGGCUAUAGAGAUGUUCGGUCACGUCUGAUUAUUUUGGAGGGGAUUUCUUUUCUGCACCUGAGAAUAACGAUGCCAAAGCCAGGCACGCUCCGGCUGUGUUGAGACAAGCGCUGGAUAGAAAAGGUGAACUGCAGACAGGCAACAUACACAGCACUGUACUACAACUAGAGGCUUCCAUUUCUGCUGCCAGCAUGGCUGUGAACAUCAUGCCAGCUCCUGCCAUUCGGCCAGGGAAGGAACAACCAUCGCUGCUGGACCAGGAGGACUCUCUGUCGAGCCAAGCCCCCAUCUCUGUGCCAUGCCCACCAGUUGGAGAUGAACCACUCAUCCACAGCAGCAGCAGCAGCAGCCCGGUCAGCACGCAGCCUCGCAGCAAAUCCAAAGGCGAGCUAGUCAUAGUCAUCAACGAGAAGCUGAAGAACAGUGUAGGCAAUGGGAUCCACCCAACGUCCACAGAGAGCACCUCUCCAGUCAUCUGCUCUCCUCCCAGAAGACAACACUCCAUCUCUUACCCCCAUCACAGCAAGAGCAGGAAGGGGAGCAGGGCGAGCUCUAUCGGCUACACCGCCUUCUCGCCAAGGCCGUCAAUUUCUCGCCACUCCAGCAUCGCCACCAACCCGCCCUUGGACCGGACCAAAGUAAAAGACUACCUCUUCCUGUCCGUGCUGGCCUGCUUCUGCCCUGUCUGGCCCAUCAACAUUGUGGGAUUUGUCUACUCCAUCAUGUCCAAGAACAGUCUCGAGCAGGGAAACCUGGACGGCGCUGUGCGUCUGGGACGUGUGGCCAAGAUGCUCUCUCUGGUGUCACUAGUAGGAGGGACGGUCAUUAUCAUCGCCUGCAUUGUCAACCUGGCCAUAAAUGUGAAAACCUGAGUUUCAUCCCAGGAUGAAACUGGAUAAGGCAACUGACCGUACGGCCCGCACCUGCACCACGUCUUUACCACCUAGUCAUUACCUGGAUGUGUGACAAAUAUGCACCCGAUAUACAGUGCUUACUUGUAUUUCUGUAAUCUAUAUAAAUCCCUUUUUGCUAAUGGAAGAAAAUAAAAUAUGCAAAUGCUGCUGCUCUGAGUCAGAGGGGGGUUUGUCUGUUAGAUGGAGAGGAGAGUAGACAAUCUAAUCAGCCUUUUCGUAUUCUGGUCAGACCGAUUCUUGAUAAACUCUUCGAGAAUCCCAUCACCACUCGCAGAACUGACUCAGACAACAUGGACUAGAAAAAGGGGGACCAGUGGAAGUGGUUAUUACAUGAAACAGGAAGAACUGCCUCCCAAGCUUCGGCACCACAUGCAACAAAAUGUCUGCCCAAGUCCAUCCUUCACUGCACCCAAAGACAGGACUCAUCAGAGUUUCAGCUUGCCGUUAAAUCCCCUCGGAUACGUGAAGAGAGGCUCUGGGAUUUGUGGUUGCAUUGGAAUCACAGAGCAGUAAUUCACCUCACAGAGAAGAAACACUUUGGUUCACAGUAUCUCCUCUUGUUUCUGACUCUUCUCUGUGGUUCUCAUGACUCCCGCCCUUACAUCUUGUGUUUGAGAGUGAGCUUAUGGGUGGCAAAAAGAGGAUGAAAAAGAGGCUUACCAAGGACUAGCUGUGGGUGCUAAACUGGCAGGGAUUAUGGAAAGUCUCACACAGAAGGCACAGUCAUCACUGCAAGGAAAAAUGUGUGCCAAACAAAUUGAGAGGGAAAGUUUCUUGCUUUGUAAAGACCUAACUCUAUUAACAGAAUUGUUGUAUAGAGGAAAAUGUUUUUAUUUUUUUUAAUUUUUAUUCUGCUGCAACUUUACUGUAUAUCCGCUCGACACCACUGACCACUGUGAGUCAAAAAAACACCGUAGCAAGACACAUUCAUUUUACAGUGACGCUAAUUAUGCUACAUCAUCUAUAACCUAUCUUUUGAUAAUGUUUGUAAAAGAUCAUUUUGAAAACAGAAUUUCAUAAUGUAAAGCUCUUGAAGUGCUAUGCUGCAGUUGACAGAUGGUGGUAGCAUUCUUUAUGCAUUUUGGCAUCACUAUUUGGUUAACAAAUGAAAUAGCUUGUGAUUGCAGUCAAAGUUGGUGGCUGUAGCCUCCAUCUGCAUCCGCAGGUAGUCUGUACUUUCAAACCAGACAAAGUGUGGCUUCUGUUGUCCCCUAAAUCAGCGAUGAACACCUUAAUUAUGUUGUCACACACAGUAGGUCUUUUGAAUUUGUAAAACAUUGGUUCAAACAUGGUUUUGUGGAUGUGAGAUUUGAAUAGCAGUUCUGUGGAGAACUUUUUAAGUCUGAUUUAUUAAUAUUAUUAUUAUAUCUCCUGCGUAUUCUUAACUAAUCUACCUGUGAUUCUCACUGUGAUCUGAAACAAUUGAUUUUCAUCAACAAUGGAUACAUCUCCUUAUUUACUAUAUCCUGGAUUUUGAAUUGUGUAGAUAAACAUCACAACUCCUUAUGAGUUUACACCUGCUGCAGACAAUUUUCUGUACUGAUUAAAUAAGACCGUUUUUUUCCCUUUGUUAGCACUUAAUAUGUAAAUUAAAUUGUAAUCAACAGUUGAUGUUUUCUGCAGAUAUAACUCUCAAUAUUGUGACAGUUCUCUAACUGAUAUGAGUUAGCAUUAGGUAGUUAGGAUCUAAAGUAUAGGCACACUAACUGACAGUCAUUGUGUUACCAAAAGGCUUCUAUAAUCUUUGUGGUUAUUGGCAUGUUGUGGAUCAUUAUUAAUGUACAAUGAUAAAAGUUGAAAAUUACAAAGAUAAGCUGACUUUGAAUAUUAUACUUCUGCAGCACAUUCAUAAUAAAGACACAAUGCAUGUAA
Sander lucioperca (pikeperch) is the source of this 2993-nucleotide messenger RNA. It is a transcript of the gene prrt2, whose product is annotated as proline-rich transmembrane protein 2. Gene Ontology annotation, cellular component: membrane. Bases 399 to 1079 code for a protein of 226 amino acids. The record is from RefSeq and is a predicted model, not a curated record. The transcript has 5 exons. Lineage: Eukaryota; Metazoa; Chordata; Actinopteri; Perciformes; Percidae.